AUUAUUGUUGUAUAACACCCCCCACAUUUGCAAUAAAACUUUAAAAUGUAAUGAUAACAACCUCAAAUCCAAGUGGACUCGAAAGGAAAGCAUCCACUACUUUAAACUAAUCAAUUCAGCAUCCCUGAUUCCCUGUUUUUCAUUUGUUGCUUGCACCUUUUUCUUCUUUCUUAAGGGACUCUCUCUCUCUAGACCAGACCUAGCAUCAUCUGAGAAGAUCCCUACUGGCCAAAUAAAUUUACAAAGACAUAUUCUUUAUUUUCUUUUAUGGUUUUUUUUUUUUUUUUUUUUUUAGGUUUGCUUGAAAUUUACAAAGAGAAAGAUCUUAUUAACUGGUUUUGUUUUACCUUUCUUCUUUUGAAGUCAGACUUCUUGGGGACCAAAAGUAAAUACAUGGGAAACCAUCAACUUGGAGAUCUACAAAAGGCAGGUCUGUCUUAUUCAUGUCAUUUUUCACUGCCCUUUUGUACUUGUGGCAGCUUGGGUUCUCCAUAAAAUCUACCCCUAGUCGAAUUCUUUCGAUCAUCCUCAGGUAAGACCUUGUAUAGAAGAAAUAAGAUUCUUGUCAGAACCAUUGUCUUCCCUCUGCUUUUAAGUUCUGGGAAAAAGAAAAGAAAACCAUCUACUCAAAACUUUCUCUUUAACAUAAUCUUGCUUUCCCAUGUUACAGAUACCCCUUUGGAAUCUUGGGAAAGUUGUGGUGCCUGGCAGUUCUCAAUCAGAGAAAGGUAGGCAAUCACCAAUGGAGAAUAGGUAUGGUCUAACAACGCAGGGCAGUGGAGUUUGGAGGGCCUUGAGAGAUGGAGACUUUGAGGAAGAGGAUGUUUGGGAGGUUCUAAAAGAUAGGAACAGUUCUAGUAACAAAAUGGUUGGUAGAUCCAAGGAAUCCUCUGUUUCUGUUCCAAGACACCUCCCAACUGCUUCAAGAAUGAUCCCAAAAGCUAGCAGUCACAAUUAUGGAAGUGGCAGUAGCUGUAGCAGCAGCAACACCAUCACUCAUGAAGCCAAAAUUGUGCAACAAUCAGCACCUGUCAACAUUCCUGAUUGGUCAGAAGUAUAUGGUCAGAAAUCAAAGAAGGCCCCCAAGAAUGUUUCAUGGCAGAAUGAUGAUGCUGAUGAUGAAGAAGAAGUUGGGGAUGAUGAUGGGGACAGUGAUGAUGAUGAUGAGGAGGAGGAAGACUAUGACUCAAAGGUACCCCCUCAUGAAUUUAUUGCUAGGAGGCUUGCAAGGAGCCAGAUUUCUUCUUUUUCUGUUGUUGAAGGUGCUGGAAGGACCCUCAAAGGGAGGGACCUCAGCAAAGUGAGAAAUGCUGUUUUAACAAAAACUGGUUUCCUUGAAUCAUUGUGAUCAGGUCUCAUCCAAUGCAAUCAAUCAUGAAGGUCUUGCUAUAA
Molecule: messenger RNA, 1392 nt
Organism: Prunus persica (peach)
Lineage: Eukaryota; Viridiplantae; Streptophyta; Magnoliopsida; Rosales; Rosaceae
Exons: 2
Coding region: 662-1348 (228 amino acids)
Source: RefSeq, a predicted model, not a curated record